Messenger RNA from Raphanus sativus (radish), 919 nucleotides. RefSeq names its product chaperone protein dnaJ 20, chloroplastic-like. The transcript has 2 exons. NCBI's taxonomy places the organism in Eukaryota, Viridiplantae, Streptophyta, Magnoliopsida, Brassicales, Brassicaceae. Bases 131 to 733 code for a protein of 200 amino acids. Gene Ontology annotation, cellular component: chloroplast. The record is from RefSeq and is a predicted model, not a curated record.
AAUACUCUUCAAGUCCACGGGCUUUUCUUAAAAUACUGUUUCAUCAACCUCUCCCUUCCUCUUACUAUUUCUUCUAACGCGAGUUCUGAACAACACCAAAACUAACUUUACAAAUCUGAGAUCGAACACAAUGAAAUGUUACAAAGGAUCGGCCAUUCUCGCAACUGAUCACUACCCAUUCCUCUACAAACGACCAAUCUUCUCUCUUCCCGCUUCGUUGCCAUCGACCACUAUCUCCUACCCGACCCGAACCCGAUUCUCAUCCACCCGUAUCCAAGCCAGACUCACCCACGACGAUCCGGUUAAACAAACCGAGGAUUUAAGUUUCUAUGAUCUCCUCGGCGUCACCGAAUCCGUUACUCUCCCGGAAAUCAAACAAGCCUACAAACAGCUUGCUCGUAAGUAUCAUCCCGAUGUUUCGCCACCCGAUCAGGUCGAGGAAUACACUGAUCGGUUUAUUAGGGUUCAAGAAGCUUACGAGACUCUCUCUGAUCCUCGGCGGAGAGUUCUCUACGACCGUGAUUUGUCUUUGGGAUUCUCAUUUUCGUUCUCAGGUCGACGCAGGAAUCGAUACGAUGAGGAAGUUGUGGAAGAGAAGAGUGAGUGGAAGAAAAAAUGGCAAACUCAGCUCUCAGGGCUAAAGAAAAGAAGCCAUCAGAAAGAAAACAACACAAUGUCUUGGGCUGCUAGAAUGCGCCGUCAACAUCACACGUCUGAAGAUUCUUCUUCAUAACUAUAAACACCAAAUCUAUUCGCCUCGUUAAUGUAUAGGUUUCUAAAUUGUUGAUAUAAUAUAGAAAGCAUAGCAUAAUUAUCCACGAAUUUGUAUAUAUGUAUAUAGUCUUUGGUGUGCCUUUGCCAAUCGGCAAGCAGCAUAUCAAAAACCCUGAUUACUAAAUAAGUGUCUUUUGUUUGUCCU